CAUGUUCAUUCCACUUCGGUCAGGCGCACUCGGUUCCUCCCUGAGACUGUGCCACGGAUAGAUUUUCCGCCGUCUACACCGUCGAGUAUAUCGUAGGGUGUAACAAUGUACUUAUAAAACGAACUGUGUUUCUUCAUUCGAAUUUAAACGUUUACGACUGUCAUCGGACGAUUCGCCAACAGGCAGAGGAAUAAGCUUCGCUAGCAAGAUGCCUGCGAUCAAUCCAAAUGGCAAACCCGAUGAGACGGGCCAGGCCGGGACGGAUGAAUCGACCUUGACUAGUACCGUGGCAGCAAAGACGUCAACGGGCUUGAAUGAGGAAAUAACAAGUACUCUGGUUACGGAGGCCACAUCCACCACCACUGUAAAAAGUUUGGGGGCGCAGAUCGAGAACACUGCGACCAAAGCCGCAGCGGAAAUGGGAAUACCGACAUGGGGCCUGGUUGCCAUUUUAAUAGCCGUCGGCGUCGUGGUACUCGGUAUUUGCUUUUGCUGCAUAAGAAGAUGCUGCCGCAAGCGGCGUUCGAAGGACGGCAAGAAGGGCCUAAAAGGUGCCGUAGAUCUUAAGUCUGUUCAACUAUUGGGCAGCACUUAUAAGGAUAAGGUUCAGCCGGAUAUGGAGGAGCUCACUGACAAUGCUGAAGAACCUGAUGAAGCUGAGAGCAAGCACAGUGAGGUUAAGUUAGGAAAGCUUCAGUACAAGCUGGAAUAUGACUUCAAUUCAAACAGUCUGGCUGUGACUGUUAUUCAAGCAGAGGAACUUCCAGCUUUGGAUAUGGGUGGUACUUCCGAUCCUUAUGUUAAGGUGUACCUUCUCCCUGACAAGAAAAAGAAAUUCGAGACCAAAGUGCACAGGAAGACUUUAAAUCCUGUUUUCAAUGAGACUUUUACCUUCAAGGGUGUUCCUUACGCCGACGCAAUGAACAAGACGCUUGUGUUCGCCAUCUUUGACUUCGACAGGUUCUCCAAACACGAUCAGAUCGGUGAGGUUAAGGUACCACUCUGUCAGGUCGAUCUGGCUCAGACAAUCGAGGAAUGGCGAGAGUUGCAGAGCGUUGAGGGUGAAGGUGGACAGGAUAACAAGCUUGGCGACAUUUGCUUCUCAUUGCGGUACGUCCCAACGGCCGGUAAGUUGACAGUGGUUAUUCUGGAGGCGAAGAACCUGAAGAAGAUGGACGUCGGAGGCCUCUCGGAUCCUUACGUUAAGAUCGCCCUGAUGCAGAACGGAAAGCGACUGAAAAAGAAGAAAACCUCCAUUAAGAAAUGCACCCUCAAUCCUUAUUACAACGAAUCCUUCACCUUCGAGGUUCCCUUCGAGCAGAUACAGAAAGUGCAACUGGUCGUAACUGUUGUCGACUACGAUCGUAUUGGAACAUCGGAACCUAUUGGAAAGGUUGUAUUGGGCUAUAAUGCGAGUGGAACAGAGCUCAGACAUUGGUCGGACAUGCUGGCAUCGCCCAGGCGUCCUAUUGCCCAGUGGCACACGCUUAAGGAUCCCGAAGACGGCGACAAGAAGGACUAAAUUUGUCAAAGUGUCGCAGAGGAGAAUGUCGCGUGAAAUUUGCGAGAAUCGAAUGAGAAAAGAGAAAGAAAACAAAUACUUAGUAGAUAUUAAUAACCUAUGAUUAAACUAAAUAACAAUAAAUACGAAACAGAAAGAUUUAGUAUUAAUGAUAUGUUCUCAUGGAGUGUAGUGUCUUGUAUAUAUAUAUAUCUACUAUACUUCUCUCUGUAGAUCCGUAAUGUUUAAUGAUUUCCAAAUGGCGCGUCCUGUUGCGACGACACGGUAUUACAAAGCAUUGAUGAUUUGCCGGGUCGACUCGCGAAGUGUUUGUUAACCUAACACGUAUCGCAUCUUUACGCGUUUUAAUUUAUUUAGUCAUUUUUAAUAUUUUUUUUUUGUUUCUCCAACGUUCUCCUCUCGACGAUCUAAUCGCGACGCAUCGACUCUCAUGAUCAGCGCCUUCGUCAACGUAACUGAUUUCAAUGACGAUCCAGGUAGAUCAGUCAUCGGGACGCGCGAUACAAUCAUUACAAUUGGAGUAAUGACUGUUUAUUAUUUUAAAUGACGACCGGAGAAAAUUUGAAAAAGUAUAAAACUUCCCCGAUGUAAAGAACUUGUAGAUAAAUGACAACCUGUUUCCGUGCAAACGGUCAAUGCCUUUGUCCGCGGUGUCAUCGCCCUCUACAAUAAUGACUGUAGAUCACGUGCUACUUGUACAGGGCGGUCACGUUAUUAAAGCAGACCGUCAUUCCAGAAUCAUGAAAAUUCGAUGAUCAUCGAUGACGAUCACAAGCAAGCGUUUUACAAGUGUCUCAGGAAAAUAUCCGGUUCUUAAUUCCGGUCUAAUCGUCAUCGAGUGCCGAUGACUUUUUUUUUCCACUUGACAAAGCUAAAGAAUUACCAUCGAAUCUAAAUGACUUCGAAUCGUCACACCACAGUUCUCUUCUCUUUUAUCUUUUGUUUCGCAUAAAAUUAACUGGGUGCGAAAUCAGUGACGUGAAGAUAAAAAAAAUAAAAUGAUUAUUGCCAUCAUUCAAUGCCAAUUCAAUGGUCUGCUUUAAACGAUGAUGUCCCCCGUAAAUCAUUGUACACGCGUAUAUCUAUGUAUAUAUGUGUACAUGGAUACAUAUAUGCAUAAGUGUACAAAUAUUAUUAAAAAAAAAUGCGUACGUUGUAUUGUUAUUUGACGUUGGGAUAUGCUAAGAUUCCCUUAUUUUUUUUUUGUUUUUCUAACUACAAGGGGCCUAUUCGUUCUUAACUGCAUUGCCGAUCUUAAUGACCGAUUUAACAUUGCGUCACUUCACAAGACGAUCGGGAAUCGCGAUCGGGUGGCCUCGGGUUUCACGAUCGUAUUCAAAUAUACAUUACUAUACGUAUAACGUGAGUGCGUAAGCAUACGGUAUUUUUGAUGGAAUAUAACACGAUUCAGCGUCAAAUAUACUGUAGCAGGUCGACCCGAUCCACUUUCAUAUUUUGUCCAAUAGAUACGUCCUCCUCUUGAAAGAUUUUCGUAUUCCCCUCGCGUUCUCCGUUCACGCCGGCGGGAUUGAUCGGUAUGCUUCGGGUCUGUGUAAAUAAUCCAUUUGAAUAUCUCCAAUUAUUCAUACAUUCCACGUUAACCCUCGUUUUACAUUUUUAUCCUCGAAUUUUCAAUCAUCUCACGACAUUUUUCGAGUCCGUUCAUAAAGAUCGUGUCAGAUUUCAUAAACUCUUGGCUAUCCACUCGUUUGGCCGUACAAUAUCUGAAAUACAUACAGGGUUAUUCACGACAAACGUAUCAACCGAAGUUAGCCUCUCCAUUUGAUUUCUGCGGUAGAACCACCUUCGGAUUAUACAUUCGUCAUGAAUAAUGACCUUACAUACGUGGGUAACUACGGUAGGUAGCAAAUGAAAAAAAAUUCCUUAAAAAAGAAUGUAAAUCGUGAUUAUUCGAUUUACAUAUACCUUGACGUGUCCCGCGUGAAAUUUGCCAAUGGUAUCUGCGCUCUAAAUCAAGUCUCGAUGUAUUGACUAUACCCAAUUCGAACAAGAUAUAUAUUUAUUAUUAGUAUUGUUAUUAUUAUUUUGUACACUAGUGACGUUUCUAACGCUCGUAUUUGCUUCGCCUGAACAAAAAUUUUUACAGGUCUUCGUGUUUGUCCUGUCCGCAUGAAUUUCGCAGACUCUUUAAUCCAUCUUGGAUAUAGCUGUUCCACGUGUUGUUAUCCAUAUAAAGAAAUAUACGGGUCUCGAGAAUUAGACGAUUAAUCGUAACGCAAAUUGCAGCUUCGGCAAUCCUCCGGCAUCGUGUACAAUUAUUGGGUACGUGCAAGAAUCAAGUAUUGUGAGAUUCGAAGGAAAGAAAAGGGACACUGAAGCCGAAGAGAAGACAAAAUAGUAAACGAGAAUGAAAGAAGAUUUUAUUUAUUAACGUACGUCCUUAUAAUAUCGUAUCAAUCGGUUGAUUAACUUUUUUUUACAUUUAAUUACCUUUACUCGUGUCAUCCUUUUGUGACGUAAUUAAUCGUGAGCGAAUAUUGUAAAAAAAAAAAUUAUUAAACUGUAAAAUUCUAGUUGAACUUUCGUCACGUAAAUUUCUUCUAAUUUUUUGUAUCCUCUUUUUCUUUUGUAUUUAUUUAUUCAUAAAUAUAUAGAUAUAUUAAAUCGGACGCGGAACGAGGAAGAACGAUUAAUUUGUUUCUCGGCUGAUUAUACAAACAAACAAAGAAAACGAUAAUAUUACAUAUAGUAACGUGCAAUUUAGAGUAUGCUAUAACAAUUAAAUAAUGAUCGCAGUAGCGUAGUAAUCUUAUAGAGGAUCGUAAGUUUAGCGGACGCAGAUUCUAGGAGCUUAGUUUAGUUUAGUCAAGCGAUACACGUGUGGUCAUUUCGAAUUUCCCGGGCGAUAGGACCGAACGUAAGACACGUCUCGCAGGUGUGAUCGAGUUGGACCUAUUAAAUAACGUUCGCGAUCAUCGUCCAAAUCGAUCAAUAUCAUGGUGGGUACCGCGAUCCAUAUCAUUCCCUUAGUUUCAAAAUCAAAGCAAAUUCCUCACGGGCCACAAGCAACUAUCUGCGCAAUCGAUUGACCUUACUUCGCGCGGGAAAUUCGAAAUGACCAAUUCGCCAGUCACCCUCUUAUCGUAACUUUCGGUUCUAUCGUUUUCGUCAGGACCAAUUAUCGUAAAUCAUUAUCGACAGCAUGUUGACAUCAUGUUAUACGCAGCAUUGUACUUAAAAAAUUAUAAAAGAAAGAAAAUGAGAAUUAAAAAAAAAAGGGAAGAACACACCUAAGGAAACACGUAACUGUUGAAUUAGUGUGGCGACGAUCCCGUCGCGGUGCCGAUCGAUCGUAUCAAUGAAACGCUUAAUUAGUUAGAAAUUUGUGAAAAAAAAAAAAAAGAAAACAGGCAACGAUCGACAAUGAUUAAAUGCAAAAGUCAUUUUUUUGUCCGUCAUAUUUUUUUUUUUCGCGAACGUCAUUCAAUCCAUACCUAAUUUGCAAAGCACGCAAGCUCCCACAGCUUAUCACGAAAGUCGCCAAAUCGAUGUACGUCCAUUGCGAAUAGAAUGAAACGCCGUUGCAUAAAAUAGCUUAUUAAAAAAAAACAGAAUAUAUAUACGAUAUCAGGAGUAAACGCGUGUACAAAUGUACAAGAUGUUUCACGUUACACCAAAGCAUGCAUAUACAUAAAAUAUUAAUAUAUAUAUUAUAUAUAUAUAUAACUAUAGUGCCUUUCAUUGCUUGGAAAAUAAUUUGUCUCUAGCCAACAGAAGGCACGUUCAGAACGUAUCGAUCGGCGCCGCUUUAUUUCGAAAUAUUAUUAUAUUAAAGUUUAGCCAAUGCGCGAAGCACCGUACGAUUAUCGCCAUAUAGAAGGACUAUUAACUAUUAGCGUUAUUAUUGUCAUCGUCAUUAAUCAUCACUAGGCACAAGUUCAGAUGAGAAUGUUAUGGACGAUCGGAAUAGCACCGAAACACUGAAAUAUACUGUGGUAGUUUGUAGGGUUAAAUAGUGAUCAGUCGUGCGAGUCGCGUGAUGACGUCAUGAUGUAAUGACGUAAUGACGACGAUUCGAAAUAAAGUAACGACAAGUUGUAAAGAAAUUGACACAACGUAUGGAGGAUGCUUCGUGUUUGUUAUGAUCGUUAGAAACGAUCGGAAGGUGGAAAAGGAACAGGAAUGUAUCUGAUGGAACCGAAUCAUUAGAAACGAUGGAUAACGAGUGACGUGAUGAUUAUUUCAAUAAGGGAGCACGCUCGGAAGACUUUGGCGUUGGGUUAACGUACCGAGGAUCAUUUUCAGUCAUUAAUUCACAAAUCCAUAAUACAUACACCGCGUGCCUAAAAACCUUGAUGCCUGUGGCUUCUUCGUACGAGAGAGCGUCACGCUUUUUAAAGUCAUCGGGACCAGGAGUGGACGAUGACUUAUCAUUCGGAGAUCAUCGUAGCGAAGACCGGGACGAAGAAUAUCGCUCGCGGAUAACGCUUUUCUUUUUUUCUCUCUUUUUUUUUUAAAGAUCCCUAGGCCGAUCGACAUUCUUCGGCUAGAAUCGUUCUUGGGUCUUGUAAACGUGACUCGAUGAUACUCAUUGAUAACGGCACAUGACAUUCAAGCGUACGACCCUUUUGAAAAAAAAAAAAAAAAAAAAAAAAAAAAAAAACGUUACACGUCGAACGAACGCGGCAGGACGGUAAAGGACGAAUUGCAAAAACGUGAAGGAGCGAAAAAAAAA
Molecule: messenger RNA, 6218 nt
Organism: Cephus cinctus (wheat stem sawfly)
Lineage: Eukaryota; Metazoa; Arthropoda; Insecta; Hymenoptera; Cephidae
Gene: Syt1
Product: synaptotagmin 1
Exons: 10
Coding region: 209-1522 (437 amino acids)
Biological process (GO): calcium ion-regulated exocytosis of neurotransmitter; synaptic vesicle endocytosis; regulation of calcium ion-dependent exocytosis
Cellular component (GO): dense core granule; synaptic vesicle membrane; axon
Molecular function (GO): syntaxin binding; phosphatidylserine binding; calcium ion binding
Source: RefSeq, a predicted model, not a curated record